Cylindrotheca closterium is the source of this 627-nucleotide messenger RNA. Lineage: Eukaryota; Bacillariophyta; Bacillariophyceae; Bacillariales; Bacillariaceae. The record is from the annotation of a GenBank genome assembly.
AUGGAGGUUCCCAACCCAUAUGGAAACCCACAACUGAUGCAUCCGUUGAACGCAUACAAUUCUUGGCCGCAUGGUGCACUGCAAUUUCAGAAUCAGAAUGGUGGUGCCACAAAUAAACCAAUGGGGCGGCAAAGCCAAACAAGAUUGCCAGUGUACAAAGGACUUCAAUACCGAGUAGCAAAGAGAGCUCAAGCUUACACAAGGCCUAUCAGCAGACCUCUUAUUCAGCGAGCAGUCGAAGAUAUAAGUCAGAGAGCUUUUGAUCCAGAUAAGGACUGUAUUAUCUGCAGGGCAGUGGCUCGGAACCAGCGAAAGCCACAUCGGAAACACAAUCCUCGUUGUGAAAGCAACACUAAAACUCGUGGACAUUCUGCUACAGAAGUGGCAAGUAAUCGAUAUUCAGCGUACCUCAAGAGACACUUCUCUGCUAGAAUGACUGAUCCUGGCAAGGAAAAACAGCUGACGGGCGGAACCACUCCAGGGGUUGAUCAGUAUUUGGUAAGAACGGUGAAGAAGUACCAGAGACUUCACACAGGAAAGGUCCCUGUGAUGGAAACCGAUUCAGCAGUUGCAAGUAAGAUGCUUGCGCCGACAAGUUCUCUGCAGGAAGUGGCCAUUUUUCUGUAG